AUGGUGGCGGCGGCCCUGCAGAUGGAGUCCCACACGAUCGACGGCGUGGUCGUGGAGUGCAAGUCGUACAAUUGGAACGCAGAGUCCAGCAAGGGCAAAGGCAAGGGUUUCUUCCAGAACUUCGGUCCACGGCCGAACGGCUUCGUGAAUGUCAGGCCCGGCAUUGUCGUGGCCAACGUCGCAGGAGCCCCGGCGCCGCGGCCCGUCAUGCGCCAGCAGCAGCUUCUGGCGAACAAGCUGUUCGUCGGUGGUUUGUCGCCGAUGACCACCAACGAGACGCUGGGGGGCACCGCGGCGGAUUUCUCGCAGUUCGGGCAGGCGGACUGCAUCGUCAUGCUGGACAGGUUCACGGGCAGGUCCCGAGGCUUCGGGUUCUGCACGUUCCCGACGCCGGAGGAGGCGCAGCGGGCGAUGAACGGCGGGCAGCCGAACAACUUCGGCGGCACCGACCACGUCAUCGACGGCAAGGCGACGUCUGCCAAGUUCUGCGAGGCCAAGCAGGACUGGGGCUCGGCGCCGCCGCAGGCGCCGCAGGUGAUCGUCGCGCGACCGCAGGUCAUCGUGGCGAGGCCGCAGGUGAUCACGGCCAGGCCACAGGUCCAGUACGUGACGGCUGCGCAGCCCGACCCCGCCGCCGCGAACAUGGCCAUGCUGGCUGCGGAGCCUGCUGGCGGUUACGGUGGUGCCGUGUCGUCAGCAGCUCCGGUGCAGCAGUUGGUCCAGGUGGUGCAGGCGCCCCAGGGUGGCCAGCAGUACGCGGUCGACUAUCAGCAGCAGGUGCCGCAGCAGCAGGCUGCUGACCACUCGGCGUCCCGCGACGUGGUUACGCGCUACACUCAGCUGGAUGGACUCAUCCGCAUCACAACUUCCAACGCCUGCAGAAUCGCAUCGAUCGGCACGCCCUUCAAGAGCUCUGGCGAGCCUGAGGCUACGGGCGCAGCCACCCUCAGGUGGGCGGAGCCGCGCCAGUCCGGGGACUCGAGGCUCGACAGAGUCUACAGUUCUCUACCUGCGCCGCCGUUUGCCGACCUCACGGCGGGGCCAGGCUCGACGCUGAUCUGCGCCCUGGCCACGCAUCCCCUGGGAUCCCCGGGCCCCAUCACCUUCGCGGGCUCCGCUUUCUCCCGACCGCAGAGCUCGGAGCUCACCACAGUCGUCCAGCACUCCGACCAGCUCGUCAUCCUCUUCUUCGCCCAGCUCGCCUGGCUCGACACCGUCGCUCCCUGA
Molecule: messenger RNA, 1227 nt
Organism: Prorocentrum cordatum
Lineage: Eukaryota; Dinophyceae; Prorocentrales; Prorocentraceae
Source: the annotation of a GenBank genome assembly